AAAACAUAAAGAAGCAUGUCUGGUCUUAUACGUUGGGGCAUAGCCGCGGCUGGAAAAAUCAGCGAAGAUUUUGUUAUUGCACUUGGAACACUGCCAGCGGAAGAACAUAAAGUUGUAGCUAUCGCGGCUCGAUCCAAAGAUCGUGCAGCAGAGUUUGCAAAGAAACAUGAGAUCCCCGAUUUUUAUGGCAGUUAUGAGGAAUUGGCAAAGAGUACCAACGUUGAUGUUGUCUAUAUUGGCGUACUUAAUCCCCAGCACUAUGAGGUUUCAAUCCAAAUGCUAAAUAAUGGAAAGCAUGUGCUCUGUGAAAAGCCACUGGCCAUGAAUAAGAAUCAGGUGGAAGGCAUUCUGGCAGCGGCAAAAGCCAACAAGCGCUUCUUUAUGGAGGCCGUGUGGUCUCGUUUUUUACCCGCCUAUCAGUAUCUUCGCCAGCUAAUUCAGGACUCCAAGCUCGGCGAAGUGAAGGAAGUGGAAGUUAACUUUGGAUUUCCAAUGCCAGCUGUAGAGCGCCUACAAAAACGUGACUUAGGGGGCGGCGUUAUUUAUGAUUUGGGUAUCUAUACCAUUCAAGUUUCUCAGUGGGCCUUCCAAAAUGAUCGAAUUGAGAAGAUCGAAAGCUCUGGCGAAACAAAUUCUGAAGGUGUCGAUGACGACGUCCGUGCUACUAUUAAAUAUAGCAGUGGAGGCGUGGCUCGAAUGCGCAUUUCUUCAAAAGAAGAGCUAAAUAACCUUGCCAUCAUCAAGGGCACGAAAGGUCAGGUUACGUUGGUAGAUUUCUGGACCCCAAACAAACUAAUUGACAUAGAUGGAAAGGAAAAGGUGUGGACACCGCCGAAAGGAAAACUUCCAACCAAUUAUAAAAAUUCCGAGGCCAUGCGAUAUGAAGCUGAGGCUGUUCGACAAUCCAUACUUGCAGGCGAAGUCGAAAACAGUACUGUUAGUUAUGAAGAUAGUUUGGUUUUUUCGGAAAUUGAGGACACGAUCCGGAAGCAAAUUGGUGUGACUAAUAAAUACGAUUGAAUAGAAUUCAUCGUACCAUAAAUACAAACGUAUUUACUAUAUAUGUAUGUAUAUGUCUACGAUAUAUGUGCAAUAAAAACAAGAAUGCACAUUUU
This is a messenger RNA of Scaptodrosophila lebanonensis, 1115 nucleotides long. RefSeq names its product trans-1,2-dihydrobenzene-1,2-diol dehydrogenase. Lineage: Eukaryota; Metazoa; Arthropoda; Insecta; Diptera; Drosophilidae. The transcript is spliced from 3 exons. Gene Ontology annotation, molecular function: nucleotide binding. The record is from RefSeq and is a predicted model, not a curated record. The coding region runs from base 16 to 1020 and encodes 334 amino acids.